GGCCCUGCUGCCGGCCCGGGCCCGGGCCUGGGCCUGGGGCGGGGGUGGGCCGUCACUCUCGGGCCCUCGACUUGCGUCGCGCUGGGUGUCCCGGGGGUGUUUUCAUUACCUUCUGACUCUCCCUUUUUCUCUCCUUUCUGCCCUCCUUUCCCAGGCUUCGUGCGUGGGGGUUUCUGGGUUUGGUUUGGAGGGUGUUUUUAUUUUUUUUAUUCCCGAAGUCGGUGAGAUCAUCAUGCCGGGAGGCUGUGGUGUGACAGAAAUGCUAAAUAGCCCUUUAGCUCGGGGAGGCUUCCUCAGUUAAACUCCGUAGUCGCCUUGCAAUCAGGUGGUAAUCUUUCAGAAAAUGAGUACCUAAUUGAACCGGAGUAGUUUUUCAGGGAAACAGGCUGAAACUCAAAAGCAUAAGGUAUAUAUUAAAAAAUAGUCGUAAACCUUAAAGAAUAGGCUAGAGUCAUCAUGAAUGAAGAUCUAAAGGAGUAAGUCUUAGGUUGAAAAUGCUAGAAAACAUAAGCUGUUGGCAUGCGACCCUUACCUCUUUGCAAAGGACGAGUAGUAACCCAAGUCAUAGGAUUUUGACUUCAGUGUUUUGCAUUUUACUAGUUAAUACCCUUCAACUUGAAAAUACCCAGAAAUAUUCUAGUGUAAUGUACUUCAUUUUUUAUAUAGUUAAUACCCUUCAACUUUAACAACUCUAUAACAUUUUAGGUGCCAAAGUACUUAUUUUGAUGGCAUUUGGUAAAUAGGGAUAGUAGUUGUCAUCCAUGGAGUUAUGUUAAACAGAUGGGACAACGGAGCACUUCACACUCCUUGCUGUUUCUAAGUGAGUCAUUCAAGGAGUGUGACUAAUCAUCCUACAGUACAGUUGUCAACAAAAGAGUAUUUUUUUUUUCCUUAACUACCCACAGAAUCGAAGAGAUUUCCAGAUUUUCUGUGGAUAACUGAUAUAACUGAUAACUGAAGAACCUCUCUUUGAACAACACUUUAAAUUUAGAUUGAGGGGGACUACAUGUGAUGGACAUUUUAUCUUAAGAAUAUAUGUGGAAUUUUUCUCUGUGGAGCAAUACAGUGAUGUACCUGGGAAGUCAGUGAACUUAGAAUGGUCAUUGUUGGGCAAGCAGCCACAUGCUGUUUUAAGGCGUUUGUCUAAAUAGCUUAAUGUGAGACUGAAUUAAUUUUAUCAAUCCUUCCUCUCUCCCCCUCUCCCUGCUGCACCUGUGUCAAGUUGUAAGUCCUCUGGGACACAGGCACUUCAGUAUUCAGUGCAGUCUGGGUUGGGGAUUUUCAUGGUAAUAGUAUUAAUUAAGUAAUUUUCGUGAUGGGUAUUGCCAAGGUAAUGAUAGUGUGGGCUGAGGUUGGGUGGGAACUGCUUUUGUUGUGAGGAAACUGGGGUAGUAAGAGGAAGAACUGGAUGAGAAAUUUGUGUUUAGAAGUGUGAUAUGAGAAGUGACCUGAUUUGAACACAGCCCUUGUGGGAAAUCAAAGUCAGCAGUUAUCUACAGCUUGUGAGGCUGAGCCAAGAUGACAACAUUGAUUAAAAAGAAAAAAAUAUUAUGGGAAUGGAAAAUGUCUUGAAGGGAAGAUACUCAGAUUUAAUUUCUUUUAAGUUGAAUGAGUUAGAGCUGGGAGAGAAGAUUUUAAAUGCAUCAAAAUGUAGUGUUGGACACAGGAGGGGAAGAUAGUUGAUUUGGAGGAAGUGUAUUUAGAAGUGCAGUUACCUGGGACAGGGGCUGGUGGGGGUAAGUAACAUGAGGUGUGGAAAUAAUGCAACCAAGGAUACAUCAGAAUGGACAAGAACGUAAGAAAGGUAUAUUAAAUGUAUGCCAGCUUCUGCUGUUGACAAAUACAUUUUCUGAUUUUUUUGUAUCUGUUUGCAAUAUUGAUAAAGAUUUGAUCUUUUUAAAAUGUAUUUCUAAUAGUUGGUUUAGUCUGAUUGUUGUCUCAUGACCUGUCCUGUGAAAACUAAUUAUUGAUCAGGAGUGUGCUUAGAAUGCUGUUUUCUGUGUUUUUGCUGUAAUCUAAACUUGAAGUGACUUUUAUGUGUGUGUAAAUUGACAAAAAGCAAACAAAUAAAACAAACACAUUUACCCACAUGCAAGCAGAUUGGUGCAGUGAGAUUGGGGCUUUUUAGCCUGAUAAUCUCUGUAGAGAAGUGUUCUCUUUUUUUCAGGUGUCUGCCUCAACAGGUGUUACAGGUGCCUUUUGUUUAACAGGAAGGUGAAUUGAAAGGACACUUUAUCAUCUUUCAAAUAGAGAGUGGAAGAACAGGUUUCCUUUAGAAAAUAGGAAAGCUGAGGAGUGGUCUGAGGAUUGAGUCCUAACCAAAGGGAGGAGGACAGUUUGGCAUUAUCAUUAUGGAUCGCUCCCGACACCGUGCGGGAAAUGGCAAUGAGCAGGUGCCUUCACGGGAGCGCAGCGGUGAAGGUGAGAGACAGCGGCAGCUGGAGCGCCUCGGCAGAGAGGAAGCGUAUUACCAGUUCAUUAACGAGCUCAAUGAGGAGGACUACAGGUUAAUGAGGGACCGAAACCUGCUUGGCACUCCUGGAGAAAUAACAGCAGAAGAGUUGCAGCAACGUUUGGAGGGGGCUAAGGAGUGUCUGACAUCGCAGUCUGAUCUGGAUAACAGAGAAGGUGAAGGUAGAACUGUUGGAGAUUCUGAAGUUCUUGGGGAAAACUCCAAUGGCGACUCUUUGCUUGAAUGGCUCAACACAUUUCGUCGCACAGGAAAUGCCACUCGCAGUGGGCAGAGUGGUAACCAGACCUGGAGAGCUGUGAGUCGAACAAAUCCAAACAGUGGGGAGUUUCGCUUUAGUCUUGAAAUCAAUAUAAAUCACGACCAUAACAGUUUUGAAACUUCUGGUGAGGAGUAUGUUGAUAUAGAUGCCACCAGACUGUAUGUAGAAAGAAGACGUCAGCUAGUUGCCGGUUCAGCAGCCCCACGGACAAGGAGCAUGGCUGCAAGAGAGGCAAACAACGAAGCUGCAAGGACCAGGCUUUUAAGGCGUGCCAUGGCAUUAAGGUCAGAAAUAGUUUCUCAUGCAGUCUCGGGGAGGCUCAGGAGUAGAACGAGGGAGCUGACAGGCCAGACAAAUAAUACUACACGAAAUAAUUCUGUGGCUGCUGAUGAACCAAGAGAAAUACCAGAAAGAGGUACUUCUGCAGCAGUCAGAAGGGGUAGAGCUAGAACUAAUGUCCGGACUAAUACAAACCAAAGACUAGAAAUUUUGCGACUGCGGUCUACCCUAAGUAGUCGAAGCCGCUCCCCGCUGCAAAGGCAAGGUGAUGCUGCUCAUUCCGAAGAACGUGGUCAGAGGCAGGAUAGAAAUGCACAUCAGGUCAACAGAAGUAGGAGACAAACAGCUCAGGCUUCUCCACAGCUUACUGAAGAGCAAGCAAGAGGUAACACUCAGGCUCCCCAGCUUUCCAGUGUAGCCCCAUCCUUACGAACAACUUCAGAAGAGGAAGAACCUAGUAGGCCAGUAGCUGCUUCCAGAAGGCACCCGACAAUUACGCUAGAUCUUCAGGUGAGAAGAAUUCGUCCUGGAGAAAACAGAGACCGGGACAGCAUUGCCAGUAGAACUCGUUCCAGAGUAGGAAUGUCAGAAAACACCGUUACCUUUGAAAGUGACAGUGGGGGAUUUCGGCGCACGAUAUCCCGCUCAGAACGCGCAGGUAUUCGGACCUACAUUAGCACUAUACGGAUACCUCUUCGUCGGAUUUCAGAAACUGGGCUUGGGGAACCUUCAUCGGUGGCUCUUCGAUCAAUCCUUAGACAGAUAAUGACAGGCUUUGGAGAACUGAGUUCUUUAAUGGAAACUGAAUCUAAUUCAGAAGUGCGAAGAGGCGGUCAUCACUUGGCAGAUGCACAGAAUAACUCAAGUUCAGCAGAUGGCAGUGAUCCAAGUGGGGUUUUGUCUAGAAAUGGACAUGCAGUAGAUGGUAGCAGGGAAAGAAAUAGACAGAGGGGUGGUGGUCAACGCUCUGGGCGCAAUCAUGAGAGCCAAGAUAGCAGGCAGUCUCAAGAUGCAAACAACUUAGUGGAGAACGGAACACUGCCCAUCCUUCGACUUGCCCACUUCUUCCUGCUGAAUGAGGAUGAUGAUGAUGAUCGUUUAAGAGGUUUAACCAAAGAGCAGAUUGACAAUCUUUCUACACGGAACUAUGGGGAUGUUCACACUGAAAAUGAAUGGAGUAAAACGUGCAGUGUUUGCAUUAAUGAAUAUGCAACAGGGAAUAAGCUAAGGCAGUUACCUUGUGCGCAUGAGUUUCAUAUUCAUUGUAUUGAUCGCUGGCUUUCUGAAAACUCCACCUGCCCAAUUUGUCGGCAGCCAGUUCUGGGGUCUAAUGCCACAGAUAAUGGCUAGAAUUGUUUGUACUGCUCAGCACUUAAGGAUUUACUCCUGCUCUGUUAUGAGCCAGAUGAAAUUCAUGACUUAGAUAUGGGUCCAUUUCUGGGGGGAGUUUUGUUAAAUUUCUUCAAAAAUUAUAGAAACUUAUCUAAAUCUAACAAUGUAAAUAUUAUUUUUUCCAAGUGCAGGUCUAGGAGCACACAUAGAACCAAAUGAUAUUGGUAAAGUUUAUAUUUUUUUAGGUAAUUUUGUUAUGCUAAGCACUUUUGUAAAUACAGAAAUGCAAUAGUUAAUCAGUCCUGCUUAAUGUAUGUUUUUUAGCAUUGUAAUGGACUUACUUUAUUUAGAUUACAAAAUGUUUCACACAGACCCACCACUGUGUUGAAAAAUUAGUGGCUAAAUAGCCAUUUGUUAGCUUUUUGUUCUAAGAACAAUUUCUUUUACAGAGAGUCUCUUGCUGGACAUGUUUGCUAAAGAUAUUUAAGUUACUUGAAGUGCUCAUUUUAAUACUUUUUUUUUAAACAUUGAAAUAUCCUUUCCAAAAACUUGCCAAUUUGGUUCUAUUUAAAAAAUUCAAUGGCAAUUUUUGCAUGUGGGUUUACACAGUUCUUAAUGUUGAUGAGUUCUUAUUCAGAAGUGAAUGAGUUAGUGGCAUUAUGAAAUGUAUAUAAUUAAAUGCUGUCUUUGACAAUCUUUGUCUUUUCAGUGCAGACAGCAAUCAAAUCUGAUAAUUCCAAGGGGGUGUGUCUUACUUGCUCAAAGAAUAAAUGAGCACUAAGGAAGACAAGGAAGCCUUUUUACUCUUCCAAAUUAAUCAAUACUCCUGGGGUUUUAAUUGCCUUAGUUUAAAGAGGGGAACAUCUCCUUGACCAUUAUACAGUCUAUAAUAUGCAUGUUUUGGGCAUCCUACUCAGAAGAACAAAACAAAGACUUGAAAUGCUUUUGUAUAGAAUGUUAAGGUACACAUGUAGUGUUAGUCCUCUUGAAACAUGCCUGAGGACCAAGUGGCAAAAGACACUAAAAAGGACAAACUAAGCUUCCCUGAAAAUCCCCAGUAUCUGUAUAAUUAGAUAUUAAACUUUAUACCAAUGACUUACACUGAAAUAAAGUUGCAAGUUAAAUAA
This is a messenger RNA of Taeniopygia guttata (zebra finch), 5470 nucleotides long. RefSeq names its product ring finger protein 6 (gene RNF6). Gene Ontology annotation, biological process: positive regulation of DNA-templated transcription; protein ubiquitination; ubiquitin-dependent protein catabolic process. The record is from RefSeq and is a predicted model, not a curated record. NCBI's taxonomy places the organism in Eukaryota, Metazoa, Chordata, Aves, Passeriformes, Estrildidae. Gene Ontology annotation, cellular component: nucleus. Gene Ontology annotation, molecular function: ubiquitin protein ligase activity.